AAGAUUGAGUUUUCAAGUUUUGUGUGCGGAUUUUGUGUGUGUGUGUGUGUGUGUGUUUAACUUCAGGUGUUUGAUCAGUACCUGAACUUCAUCACUCUGGAAGACGACAUGUUCAUCCUGUGUCACCAGAGCAAGGAGCUCAUCUCCUACCACGCCAUCAACAGAGCAGACAUCCAGGACACGGACAUGGAGGCCAUCAUGGACACCAUCGUCGACAGUCUCUUCUGCUUCUUCGUCACACUGGGUGCCGUGCCGAUCAUCCGCUGUCCACGGGGAAUAUGGAGUUAUUUUCUAUCUUCAUUCAAGAGCCUGGUCUUUCGGUUUGUGCGCAUCACUUGGUGAUAUCUCGUUCAGAUUCCUCAUUCUUUCCUUCAAAAUCUGCCCUCCCACUCAAACAGCUCCUUCUUGUGCUCAAACACUUUUUUCUUGCAUUUGCAUUUAUUGCUUGUGAGCAAAUAAAUUGUUGCUCGCACUUAGACUAUCAAACCCUCAACCAGUAGGAUUCCAGGUGUAGUGUUGAACGUCAGAGAGAAUUGUUUCGAUUGUUUCAGUCAAACUGUGUCAUCGAAUUAUUAAAUAUAAACUUGAUCCACCAGUUAACUCAUCGACAUCAUCAGAUGUGCUCUAUCAUCACAAAACAAUAUUUAUUCUAGACGGAUAUUCCACAAAACCAGGCGCUGAAUUGAUGACAUGUAUAUGUGCAAC
Scophthalmus maximus (turbot) is the source of this 705-nucleotide messenger RNA. RefSeq names its product sec1 family domain-containing protein 1-like. The record is from RefSeq and is a predicted model, not a curated record. The transcript is spliced from 3 exons. Lineage: Eukaryota; Metazoa; Chordata; Actinopteri; Pleuronectiformes; Scophthalmidae. Bases 109 to 342 code for a protein of 77 amino acids.